AACUCCUCGAACUUAGAUCCUAGUAAGUUGUAUUGUUCCAUGUUUUUAAUUCAUGUUUAUAGUAAUCUUUAAUUUCGCCACUUUCUUUGAAAUUAUCGUCAUUCUGAUUUCACUCAUAUACAAGCCAAUUUUCUCUUUGCCCCUUCCCUAGAGGUUUCUUUUUUCAGCUUAAUUUAAUUUCUCUCUCAAAGUUUUCAUUUUUAUGGCAUUUCCAUAACCCCUCUUGCCCAAAAAACGGAUCUUUCUUCUGCCCAUUUGAUAACAACAACUAGUUUGACAGUUUUGAUAUUUUUAUUGUGCAUUGAGUUACUUGGGUUGAGAAAAUGAAUGAGCUUGAAAAGGAAGAAGCUGUUUUUGAAAUUGGGGUGGUGAUUCCAAGGAGGAUCAUACAGGAAAAAGAUGAAUCCUCUGACUGUGCUUGUGUUCUUGUUGAGGAAUUCAAGAAGGUGGGGUUUGUAGUUGAGAGAGUUGUUGGCAUUGCAGAUGAGUUCAUUAAGUUGGCUGCACCUUUGGAGACAUUAGGGAGAACUGCAGCUGAACUACAAAUCAAGAAAAGGACUCAUAUAGGUAUGGAUUUACAAUUUGAGGUGGAGGAAGUUGAAGCUUUUGUAAAACAGCCUGAUGGUUCUGUUUUCAGCUGGUGUGAGCGUUUUCAUUGCUACUGUCACUUGAUAUAUGGAAUAGUAAACAAUAGCAAUUCAACGAUAACGCUUAAAUUUGAUGGGAAGGAAAUCUAUUGGGAAACUGGGGAGAAUCUGAUUCAAAAAUUGGAAUCGGAGAACAUUGUUAAGCAAGUCUUCCCUUUGCACGAUGAAAAGACGAGAAAGAAACUUCUCAGGACUUGGGCUCUUCACUGGUGGGACCUCACGAGUCAGCCGAUCGACGAAAUUUAUUCAUAUUAUGGAGCAAAGAUUGCAAUAUAUUUUGCUUUUCUUGGAAUGUACACGCGGUGGCUAUUCUUCCUCGCUGCAUUUGGUCUUAUAUUGCAAUUAAUUGAUCUUAGGUCAACGAAAUUAGUAGUGCUUCCUGUUUUCUUCGUCGUAGUGAUACUUUGGGCUGUAAUGUUUUGUCAGUUCUGGAAACGUAAAAAUUCAGCACUUUUAGCCAGAUGGCCUCUUAGCUUUGCAGCUGUCGCUGAUCCGGGAUACAAGAUUCCAGGAAGGAGAGACAGUUCCCUACAGCCGCCAAUGGAACUCCUUAAAAUAUUUGAGACUGAUAGAGCAAAAGGGAAGAAAGUAUUCCAGAGACAUGAGUGGUUAGGGCGUUUUAUGCGAUUCAGAAACGAUGCUUUCAUUAUCUUCAGCAUAAUAUGUCUCCAGUUACCUUUUGAGUUAGCAUACGCACAUCUUUAUGAAGUCAUUGGGUCCGAUACAAUUAAGUUUGGGCUCACUGCUGUUUACCUUUUUGCCAUUCAAUAUAUCACUAAAAUUGGAGGGCGGGUAUCUGUCAGACUUAUCAAAAAUGAAAACAACGAAAACACAGAAAAACGUGCUGAUAGCUUGGUCUACAAGGUGUUUGGUCUGUAUUUUAUGCAGACAUACAUUGGAAUUUUUUAUCAUGCCUUGUUGCACCGUAACUUCUCAACUCUUCGUAAAGUUUUGAUUCAGCGACUCCUUCUGUCUGAGGUGUUGGAAAACUUGGUGGAAAAUUCGUUGCCUUAUCUCAAAUACAGCUAUAAAAAGUACAGUGUUAGACACAAGAAGAAGAGAGAGAAAGGAGAAUCGACCGACAGAAUUCAAUUUAGCUCUAGAGUGGAGAAAGAAUACCUCAAACCUUCUUACUCUGCCAGCAUCGGCGAGGAGCUUGAAGAUGGGUUAUUUGAUGAUUUCUUAGAGUUGGCAUUGCAGUUUGGAAUGAUUUUGAUGUUCGCUUGUGCAUUCCCACCUGCAUUUGCUUUUGCUACCGUGAACAACUUAAUGGAAAUCAGAACAGAUGCCCUGAAGCUGCUAGCCAUUUUGAGACGUCCUGUUCCUCGUGCCGCUGCAACCGUAGGAGCCUGGCUUAACAUAUUUCAGUUUCUCAUAUUGAUGUCAAUCUGCACCAACUGUGCUCUUUUAGUAUGGCUAUAUGAUGAGGAAGGAAAAUGGAAAGUAGAACCUGGACUUGCAGCAAUUUUAAUCAUGGAACAUGUCCUUUUGUUGAUUAAGUUCGGCUUCUCUCGCUUGGUUCCCGAGGAACCUGCUUGGGUGAGAGCGAACCGAGCGAAACACACUACACAGGCGCAGGAUUUAUGUUCUAAGAAGCUUUUAAGAACAAUCUCUGGAGGAGAAAGGAACUUAGGAGAGAUGAAGGUGAAGAGGCUGUAGUUACAGUGAAGCUUUUUCAGUUUUUUGAGUCUCACUUUUUUGAUACUCCAGCAAGAGAUAAAGAAAGCUUAAGCUGGAUUUUUAUUUUUGUUUUCUCUAUUUUCUAUACGAGAAAUGUAUAUCGAAAACAUCGAUUUCUUUUGCAGUAAAUGUAAAUAUAGAAACUACUAAUGACUUGAAGUUUUUUGAAAUAUAGAAAGAACAUAAUACAAACUCAUUCUGCAGAA
Vicia villosa (hairy vetch) is the source of this 2533-nucleotide messenger RNA. RefSeq names its product anoctamin-like protein At1g73020. The coding region runs from base 324 to 2306 and encodes 660 amino acids. The transcript has 16 exons. Gene Ontology annotation, molecular function: chloride channel activity. Gene Ontology annotation, biological process: chloride transmembrane transport. The record is from RefSeq and is a predicted model, not a curated record. Lineage: Eukaryota; Viridiplantae; Streptophyta; Magnoliopsida; Fabales; Fabaceae.